UUAAAUAAUUUAAAAAAUAAUAUUGAACCAUUAAUUACCAAUUUGUCACAAACGAACAAGACAAACUUAGGUCGGUGUUUCUUAUUGAUCCUUUUCAUAAUAUAAAUACUGAGUAUAUGCGAAUUAAAUAUUUAAAAAAUGCUAAUUUUUUCAUAGAGCCACAACCUUUUUAUAUUGGUUCAAUUUUAGAUAACAAAAAAAGUGGCAGUACUGUAAAUAUGACUUUUAAAAAAUGUGAAGGGCAAAUAAUUCCACUGCGAAAAAUAUUAAAACAUUUUCUUGAAAUACCAGGGGUUUUAAACACGAUUCUUGAAUACCAAAAAUCUGAAGAAAAUAAAGAUCAUUUAUCAAGCAUUUUUAAUGGAGAAUUAUGGAAAUCGAUCAAAAUUAAAUACAAUAAAAUAGUUAUUCCCCUUUUAAUUUAUUACGAUGAUUUUGAAACUGGUAAUCCACUGGGUAGUCAUUCAGGAAUCUAUAAACUCGGAGGUGUUUAUGUAAAGAUUGCCGGAAUCCCGCCAAAAUAUUCAUCAAAACUGGAAAACAUUUUUUUAUGGGGUUUGUUUUAUUCGCAAGAUAGGAAUGAGUUUUCAAAUCGUAAGGUAUUUCAGUCAUUUCUUAACGAACUACUGUAUUUAGAAAACGUAGGGUUAAAUAUUUUUGGCCAACAAAUUUUAUUUGUUGCUCCACUUAUCGUAGGAGAUAAUUUGGGAAUUAACUCGGUUAUAGGUUUUCAAGAAUCUUUUAGUGCAAAUUAUUUUUGCCGGGCAUGUUUUUUAGAUAAAAAAAGUACACAAGCAAUUAUUGUGGAAGGCGAAGAUACACUAAGAAAUGUAAAAAAUUAUCAGGAACAUUUGGAAAAUAAAACAUUUGGCAUUAAAGAUGAAUGCAUUUGGAAUGACUUGCCCUAUUACCACAAUGCAAUCAAUAUUCAUUUUGAUAUCAUGCACGAUCUAUUUGAAGGUGUCUGUAGGUAUGAUAUGGGUAGAAUUUUACAUUUUUUUAUCCUUGACCAAAAAACUUUUACUCUUGAAAUUCUCAAUAACCGAAUAAAAUAUUUUAAUUACAUAUCAGGAACAGAUAUUGGUAAUGCGAUACCACCUAUAAACCUAAAACACAUUCAAAAUAAAAUGAUAAUUAUGUCUUCGGCCGAAAUGCAUGCGCUAGUUACAUAUUUGCCAUUAAUCGUGGGAGAUCUUGUAGAUUCCUCAGAAAGAGUCUGGAAAUUUUAUAUUAUAUUGUUUGAGUUAAUACACAUGGCAACUCAAUCUGAGUUCAACAAAGAUGACAUAUGCUUUUUGAAACAACUUAUAUUUAAUCAUAAUAAAAUGUAUAAAGAGCUUUUUAAUGAUCCACUAACUCCAAAAAUGCAUUUUUUAAUUCACUAUCCUAGAACAAUAAUAAAUGUUGGACCUCUGGAAAAACUUUCAUCUAUACGUUUCGAGGCAUUUCAUAGAAUUUUUAAAAUUAGCGCAUCUACUGUAACUUGUAAAAUAAACUUGCCCUACACAUUAGCUACAAAAUGUCAAUUUAAUUUAGCAUAUCGAUUUCUUAGUAAAAAAGGCUUCAAUGAUGAAAUAAUUGUAGGUUCAGUUUUAAAAACAUUUUCCAGUUUAAACUUGUUGCAUUAUAAAAAUUACUCAAAUAGUAAUGUAGUUUCCUGGGUAAAAAUCAAUGGAAUAACAUUUAAAAAGGAAUUUGUUAUACAAGUUGGACGAAAUAAUUAUGGUGAGCCUAUUUUUGGAUGGAUAACGGAUGUUUUAUAUGAAAAUGAUAACAAAAUAUAUAUGGUAUACCAAGAGAUCAUAUGUUUUGGCCUUAAUAAACAUUUCAAAGGAUUUGAAAUUGACCGAAUUGAGACUGAAAAAAAGCUUAUUAAUGUAAAUGAUAUAUUUUUUAAGCCGACUAUUAUACACAAUAAUGCCAAAGGAAACAGAUUUAUUUCGUGUAUGAUUUAAUAAUUUUAAAGUUACCUAAAAGUAUUCUCAUUAUUUUUUGUUUAAUGUUCAUGUUAGUUUAAGUAGCAGAGUUUUGUUUACGUGACGUCAUUUAGAACACAUUUUUAUGUUGACAAGCCUAGAUGCAGUUUAUGCUUGCGCUCUCAGAAUCCUAUCUUCGAUAAGUUUUAAAUGCCAAUUUUUCGUAUUUAUGUAUUUUUAG
Molecule: messenger RNA, 2157 nt
Organism: Sitophilus oryzae (rice weevil)
Lineage: Eukaryota; Metazoa; Arthropoda; Insecta; Coleoptera; Curculionidae
Exons: 1
Coding region: 117-1955 (612 amino acids)
Source: RefSeq, a predicted model, not a curated record